Silurus meridionalis is the source of this 1510-nucleotide messenger RNA. RefSeq names its product multicilin. The record is from RefSeq and is a predicted model, not a curated record. Gene Ontology annotation, biological process: negative regulation of DNA replication; negative regulation of cell cycle. Lineage: Eukaryota; Metazoa; Chordata; Actinopteri; Siluriformes; Siluridae. The transcript has 4 exons. The coding region runs from base 231 to 956 and encodes 241 amino acids. Gene Ontology annotation, cellular component: nucleus.
GCAACGGUGCAACCGCCACGGCGCGCGCUGCAGCCGCUCUUCUCAACCGCCGGGGAGGAGCCAAAAGAAGCGCGUGCAGCUCUAAUGUCAUCAUCACAGUCUGUUUAGUCUGUUGGAAUGCACGAGCACGCGCGCGCACACACACACACACACACACACACACACACACACAUACAGAUGCUUUUCCAAUAAGAGACGACUCCAUCCAAUCUAAAUUAGCAGAGGAGAUCAUGAUGGAUGCAACGGAACCUGCUGAACAUUACCUGGAUUACGCCAUUGAGAGGAACAGACAGCUCCACAUCUGCGUGCAGAAGAAGCAGGAGGAGAUCUCAGCCCUGAAGGAGAAGAACGCGCAGCUGAAGGAGUUGGUCAAACAGGCCGAGACCUAUGCUGCUGUACUGGACGUAUUUACAUCACAGCCUGAAGAUACCUCUGAUUGUUUGUCUGAUUUCACACCACACUCACACUCUUUCCCGUGCGCUGAGUCUCCUGAAUGGCAUUUCGAUACGGAUCUACAACCAACAUGGCUCGAGUCUCUUCUCGAUCACACACCGCCAGAGGAGGAAGAGGAGUGGUCACACACAAUCCUGUCAGAACACACCAACACAGGCAUGAAGAGACAAUUAUGGCCGAGCAGCACUGACAGUCCCGCAGAGAGUCCAGACAAAAAAUCCAGAUUGGACCAAGAAGUUUAUGAACAAUCACAGCAUCAUUCAUUUGGACAUCCAGCUUCAGAGCCGGUGCAGGUUUUCGGGUCCUUUCACGGCUUACACGUUUUAAAGGCCACGCCGUCUGCAAAGUCUGACCCCUGGAGAGAGGGGAAGUGUGCCUUUUUUAAGAUAUCCAUCAGAGAUCACUGUACUGUCCAGACCCGGGUUUUCCCUCAUGGCAAAACGUUUACGUCGCAUGCGCCGGACGGAGGCUGUAGGUUCCUCUGGAUUCCUGAACAGAACUGAAAUACUUUACAUAACUGUAUAUACCUGACAUCUGACUUUCCCAGCCAUUUGUGGUUCUUGCCCAAACUUAGCACAAAGUUGGAGCAACACAAUUGUUCAGGAUGUCGUUGGAUAAGGUAGCGUUUAAUUUCCUUUCACUUGAACAAGGAGACACAAAAUCUGUUCCCAAAGCAGCUCUGUGAACAGAUUUAUAUGGGUUGGAGUGGAAGAUCUCCUGCUAUAAAUCUAUAAACGUUACCGAACACCUUUGCGAAAAAUGUGGACACUGACUGAACCCCAGGCCUCCUCACACCCACCUACAUCAGUACCUGACUUUACUAACACCCUUAUGGCUUAAUGAAUCUUCACAAACCUCCACAAACACACUCUAAAUAGUUAAAACAGCAGUUAUGGUACCAAACACAACUACACAUUUAUUUUCUCUACUUUUGAAAUUGAUGCUAUGAAAUGUUAUUGAUUUAGAACUUGAUAUUUCAAUAAAUUAGACAUUUUUGAGUAUUUCAUUACCAUGUUUUGGGGUGGAGUUUGAUAAUCCCCCCCUCUAAAGUGGGCAA